UCGGAGGAGGAGGAGUCGGAGUUGUCGCAGUCGGAGAACGACGACGCCACGUGGGUGAGCUGGUUCUGCUCGCUCAAGGGCAACGAGUUCUUCGUCGAGGUUGACGAGGACUUUAUCCAGGACGACUUCAACCUCACCGGCCUCUCGACCCAGGUGCCCUUUUACGAGCACGCACUCGACCUCAUCCUCGACGUCGACGCGCCGCGCGACGCCGGCCUCUCCGAGGAGCAGCAGGACUCGAUCGAGGCGGCGGCGGAGCUGCUGUACGGGCUGAUCCACGCGCGGUACAUCAUCACGCCGCGCGGCCUCGCGGGCAUGCUCGACAAGUUCAAGCACAUCCACUUUGGGCGCUGCCCGCGAGUGUUCUGCCAGGGGCAGGCGGUGCUGCCGGUCGGCCAGAGCGACAUUCCCCGCACGCACACGUGCAAGACCUUCUGCCCAAAGUGCUCCGACAUCCACUACCCGCGCUCCUCGAGGCACGCCAACAUCGACGGUGCCUACUUUGGGACCACCUUCUGCCAUCUCUUCCUCCAAACCUACUGGGACCUGGUGCCGCCGCCGCCGCGCGAGCAGUACGUGCCCCGCAUCUUCGGCUUCCGGAUCUACAAG
This is a messenger RNA of Emiliania huxleyi CCMP1516, 609 nucleotides long. RefSeq lists its product as hypothetical. Gene Ontology annotation, cellular component: protein kinase CK2 complex; cytoplasm. The record is from RefSeq and is a predicted model, not a curated record. The transcript is spliced from 3 exons. Lineage: Eukaryota; Haptophyta; Isochrysidales; Noelaerhabdaceae. Gene Ontology annotation, molecular function: protein kinase regulator activity. The annotation marks the transcript as partial.